UGCGCAGACGCAGCACUGACUGUUCAGUACUGGACGGCACACCGCACACUUCUUCUUCACGCGUCUGCUUUCACCCCGAGAUUUGUUACACGAGUCGCUGCAAUGACGGACGUGAUAGAAGCUGAGACAGAUGACCCCUACAUGUUUCCCUACAAAGGGUGCAAUUUUCCAAAAAAUGCAACUUCUCCGGAGUACUUGGACACCCUGGAGGACUUCGAAAUACGAGACAGCGACGUUUUCCUGGUGACUUAUCCGAAAUCUGGUACUGUUUGGACCCAACAAAUCCUCACUUUGAUGUUUGCAAACGAUUACAGUGGGGACUACCAGUCAAACUUUGAACGAAUGCCUUGGAUUGAGAUCCAAGUGCCGGAUCUUGAUGUAGUGAAUCGUCCGUCGCCCCGUCUCUUUGCUUCUCAUUUGCCUUACUAUCUUGCACCAAGGGGUUUGAAAGAAAAAAAGGGUAAAGUGAUCUAUGUCUUACGUAAUCCGAAAGACACAAUGGUGUCCUACUUUCAUUUUUCCAGGAUGAUGUUGAAAUUGGAAACAAUGAAUAACAUUGAUGACCUAUUGGAGAAAUACUUAAGUGGGGAUAUGAUUUAUGGCUCCUGGUUUGAACAUGUUAAAGGCUGGUUCACCCACAAGGAUCAACUUAACUGCCUAUUUUUAUCCUAUGAAGAAAUGGUUAAGGAUCUCCACAGUGCAGUUGUGAAGAUCAGCAAAUUCAUAGGCAAGGACCUUGAUGAUGCCACCAUUGACAUGAUUGUGGAAAAGUCCACUUUCAAAAACAUGAAGAAUGACCCCAAAGCAAAUUACGAGUUUUUGCCGGAUGAUGUUACUGACAAGAAACAAGGACACUUCCUCAGAAAAGGAAAAGUUGGGGACUGGAAAAACACAUUAACUGUGGCUCAAAAUGAACGCUUCAAUGAAGUAUUUCAAACAAAGAUGGAAAAUGUACCUCUCGAGAUAAUCUGGGAACUUUAAACAAGAACCAUAAUGGUUGAAACCCGAUAUACAGCAACUAUUACAUAACACACACUCACUGAUAUGUACAGUGAAUUAUGGACACCCUGAGGUAAAGGGAGAAAAAGAAAUUCUCAUAUUAUCAGUGCUGGAAAAUCCUCUGUAUUGACAAUCAAAAUUGUAUGAUUUUUACUGCAUACAAUAUCUAAUGAUUUAAACAUUUUUGAAAGCUGUUCUUAAGCAAAUUAAUAUUAUAAUAAUAUUCAAAAUGGAGUUAAUUUCAUCAUCUAUUGGAAUGUAUUUUGUAAUACAUGUAAUAAUACAAACUGCAUUGCAUUUUUCAUUCCAACAGAUGACAGACACAUCACAAACAUUUGUAGCAAUGAAGUGAAAUACUACAAAUGUUUGUGAUGUGCCAUCUGUUGGAAUGACAAAUACAAUGCAUAUCUUUUAUAUGCUGUUCGGUAUGGGGUUCAUAAAAGCAGGGUUAAUGUUUGUAAUGCACCAUCUAUUGAAAUGACAAAUGCAAUCCAUUUUAUUACUAGUAAUGUUUGUAAUGUGCCAUUUGUUGGAAUGACAAAUGCAAUGCAUUUUACUACUGCAUAUGUUUGUGAUGCAUCAUCUGUGGGAAGGACAGAGACAUAUCAACCAGACGGGCACACAGAUACACAGACACACUGCACACUUACUUGUCCAUCCAUCCAUUGCCUUCCAUUGUCUGAACCAGCCUAAUUCAAUUGCUGACUGGAAAUGGAUAGAAGCAGAUUCUUUCCUGCCAGUGUGGUUGGUAAGGCAGGGUGGAAGCUAAUUGCUGCUAUGAUUGGAUUCUUCCUUAAAUUUCUUUGUACGCUUUUCUUAAGUCAUCAUGGCCUUCUGAGUGUCUUUUUCUGGGGGGGGUUUCUGAUCCAAGAAAUCAUUUCCAGCAGUUUGUUUUUCAUUUGAUGGCUUUAUAAAAAGAUAAAAACUUGUGUAUGUCAUCAUUUGAAGCCAUUUAGUUUGGACAGCAGGCUCUGCUAUUUUUUGGAUUUUCCGUUGUUCAUUUUCUAGGUAACAUUUACAGCAAUUCAACUAUUAAGUCAUCAUCUUACCCAAUCCUUCCAUUGCACUGGCUCCCUAACUGGGAUGUCAGCCCAUGUCUGCCAUCUAUUACAUUAGCUUAGGCAGAACAAUUAAGACACCAUACUAUCACAAGACACGUUCAAACAGUGCAUUUAGAAGGCAGAAGGACAAUAAUAAAUGAAUAUCACCAGAGCAUGCUCAGGACAUUGAAAGGUUUUUAUUCUUAGCUAUAAAGGUGUAGUCUGGAAGCAGCCUCAUCUCUUCAUUCUUUUCUAAUAUGUGGACCACUGAGUCAGCAGCCUUGUAAAGUGUUCUUAAAAGACAAAGCUGCAUAUGAAGAAUUCUUUGCCUAUGCUGUCAACUUAAGAUCAGUGGUAACACACCAAGCAAGUAAUAAUUCUGAAUAAAUCUCACAGUUUAGUAAAUCAGAUUUUUUAUGGAAUUCACUGAACUUUUUUUUUCAUGUAAUAAGUGAUAUGAAAACCUCCUUAAAAAUUAAUUCCUCAAAAUCCAACUGUGUUUAAGAAUUUACAUAAAAUGAGGUGAAAGGAGAGUCAAAUAAAACCAGCAAGGUUGUAAAAUUCA
Erpetoichthys calabaricus (reedfish) is the source of this 2604-nucleotide messenger RNA. Its product is annotated as amine sulfotransferase-like. NCBI's taxonomy places the organism in Eukaryota, Metazoa, Chordata, Cladistia, Polypteriformes, Polypteridae. Bases 103 to 981 code for a protein of 292 amino acids. Gene Ontology annotation, biological process: sulfation. The transcript is spliced from 6 exons. Gene Ontology annotation, molecular function: sulfotransferase activity. The record is from RefSeq and is a predicted model, not a curated record. Gene Ontology annotation, cellular component: cytoplasm.